GUAUACAAACAGCUGCCUAGCAUGGCGAAUCAGUACGACUAGCCGUCGUCACAGCGUUCCUUUUUCCUAUAGCCAUCCGCCAAUGCAGCGAGAUCCCCGCCUUUGGUGGUGCUAGGGAGACAGUUCUGAACAGUAUGACUCGAGCUGCACUGCCCCAGUUGAGUCACUUCCACAACCCUUGAUAAAGAGCAUGAAUAUUCCGGACCUCGUUUGCGCUUAUACAGUGAGCUCCAUCACCUAUGUUGUUACGGCACGAUCCGAGAAAACGAGUCGUCUUUCCUUGGCUAUUUUGCUCAGACCGAUCCGGUGAUCUUCCACCUCUGGUAUUAUCAACACGACCCCAAACGCUGUCGUCGGGCUCCCUUUACGUGGCAGAAUGGCACACCGCGUAGAUACUGGGUUCAGAAUCCUAGUUCCUCAUCCGACUUCAAGCAUCAUACUGACGCCGCCUACCAUCGACGACGGUCGUGAUGUUGUCGCUGCCCUCAAUGAUCCUCGAGUCUACAUGAAUCUCAAUGGUCCACCGUACCCGUACACCGAGGAUGACUAUUUGGGCUGGUACGGAGUCAUUGAGGAAGCCGCUCGGACAAGCUCUGAAGAAAUGCACGCGAUUGAAAGCUCGUGGCAGAUCGCUCAAGAAGCCGCGCAGAAUCCAGGAGGCUGCCGAAAGAAAUGGAUGGGCAGGAGUUGGUGGGUAUCAGCCAUCAGAGAGGUGAUAUCGGAGAGGCCGGAGACCGGCGAGGAGACGAAGUUUCUGGGCGAAAUCACGGUUCGAAGAAGCGGCUUCCUCUUCAUCUUGGAUGAAGCCGAACGUCAAAAGAAAACGGACGAGAAUAACAGCCUGGAAGCUGGAGAUCCCAAGAUCCUUUAUGAAGUAGGAUUCUACCUCAUUCCCGAAUGUCACGGUCAUGGCAUCAUGCCCAUGGUCUUACGGACUUUGAUAAGCGAGAUCCUCAUCCCGUACUUUAACGUGCAGCGACUCGUGGGAAUAUAUUUUGAGCACAAUAUACCCAGCAGGAAGGUAUUCGAGAAAUGCGGCUUUGAAUUUGCGACCAUGGCGCCGGAUGCUAUCACAAUGUCACCGGCAAAGACUGGCAGGCUGGAGGGCCUGAAGGUUGGGAUUGGCGUGCUGACAUGGCAACGGUAGCCAACCAUAUGAGCAUGACGCCCACACAAAAUCAUCGCCCGAGUCGGCCACGGUCACUCUAGCACGUGCACUUCGGCGGCAGCCGUUUCCUGGUCAUUGUUGUUGACCACAGGGGUGGUUGCGUUGACAGAUGCCGGUGCACAGAUACCGGGGGAUUAAGCAAAACCGACAGGCUUGACACCUCCGGUGGUUGAGAAGAAGAUCCGGGGAAAGUGAGGAGAUGUGGCAUUUGGCAUGCUCGUAUCUUGGGCGAAAAGUUGUUUCCAGUCAGCUCAUGCUUCAAUCAGUUCGAUUAAGCCAGGCACGGCGCAGUUGUGAGUGCCUGCUCACCAUGUCGGCUGAAUCACGACCUUCAGCAUCUUCACUGCACAUUGAGUGACGGCUCCUGUAACUGUCGUGUGGUCAUGCGGGAAUGGACGUCAGGGUCCAACUACGACGGAUUGUAUGGUGGGCAGCGAGGACUGACAGCCUGUCCCAAUAAAGCGAUCGACGUGUUUCUCGCUGUUCCAGGGGAUGACUUGACGGGAAGAUCUGGACCACAACUGACAUAACCGUCCACCAACAUGAUGCAUCGCUUCCAAGAUCUGGCAGGAGAUGGCACAGAGAAACUCCGGAGCAAUGGUCCGCAAAGCAUUCCGUCUGACAUCCGGGCGCGGGUAUCCAACCCGACAGAAUGGCUGAAAGAAAACCAGAAAGGACGAGCCUGAGCAUGGUCUGACGGUCACUUCCAUAGCACUUGCGUGGGCUUCUCGUACCAACUGGCAGUCAGAGUUGCCCAAGCGGUAUCCCAGGUCUUUUUUACUGGGACAGACACCGCGGAGCAUGUGGAAGCCAUUGGUCUACGGCUUAAGACCAUGUUUGUGAGCCAUCCAGCUGGUACGAGCUAUGUUACCUCGUAAAGAGAGGGUGACAUAUGUCAAAUCGAUGUCAGGAAGAGCAGUAACCACGGGAUAGUCCCUGCUAUCACCCAAGCAAUCCUGACUGGCGAGACACAUUGCCAAAUUGUUCUUGCAUCGAAGAGGUACAGAGAACAUUGUCCAGUUGAGGCUAGUUGAUGUCCCAUGGCUAUGGCGGUCUGUCCGAAUGGCUGGAAUGCUGCCAGUGUCAAUAGACACAGAAUCGCCCAAAGUUCGAUAAACUGAAUGAGUGUAUAAUGUUGAGCACGGACGAAAUAAUCGAUAAACCUUGGGAACAGACCACUUGUUUGG
This is a messenger RNA of Exophiala xenobiotica, 2355 nucleotides long. RefSeq lists its product as uncharacterized. NCBI's taxonomy places the organism in Eukaryota, Fungi, Ascomycota, Eurotiomycetes, Chaetothyriales, Herpotrichiellaceae. The coding region runs from base 377 to 1147 and encodes 256 amino acids. The transcript has 3 exons. The record is from RefSeq and is a predicted model, not a curated record. Gene Ontology annotation, molecular function: acyltransferase activity, transferring groups other than amino-acyl groups.